GGCCGCGGCGCCGCUUCCGGCAGCGCGGGGCCACGAUGGCGAUGGCGGGGCUGGGACCCGGCGAGGCCGCCGCGGCCGCUCACGCCUUGUCGCUGCCGGCCGAGGCCUUCGGGAACGAUCCCCGCGUGGAGCUGGCCUGGGCCAUGAAAGCACACCAGCACGCCCAGGUCUACUUCAAUCUCAUCUCCUCCGUGGACCCCAAGUUUCUGAACCUCACCAAAGUCGACGACCAGAUCUACAGCGAGUUCAGGAAAAGCUUCAAGGAUCUUAAAAUCGACGUGCUCGACCCCGAAGAGCUCAAAUCGGAGUCUGCCAAGGAGAAAUGGCGCCCGUUCUGCCUGCGGUUUGAGGGGGUGGUGGAGGAUUUCAACUACGGCACCCUGCUCCGCCUGGACUGCCGCAAAGACUACACCGAGGAGAACACCAUCUUCGCUACCAGAAUCCAGUUUUUCGCCAUUGAAAUCGCUCGGAACAGAGAGGGCUGUAACAGCGUCGUCUACAGCAGUGCCAGGGAGCCGGCGGCCGCUGCGGCAGAAGCGGCGUCGGGGUGAGGAUGGGAUGAGCUCACCCGGCACCGAGCCGAGGAGGGGGCAGAAAGGCCCCUGCCCCACUGCUGGUCCCUGCCUGGGCAGGGGGAGAAGCAGGGCUGUACCUGCCUUCCCUGCUCCUCUGAGUUCAGACUCCGUUUCCAGACUGUAAAUAAAUGUUUUAAAAAAAAAUAAUAAAAAAAUUCCUUGUGGUGCAGGUGGUCAAAGGGUUGUUCCCUAGAUCGGACCAAAACCGCUAAGGAAGUUAUCGCUGAAUCCACUGAUUUUGGCUAGACCUUUGCCUGCACCACUUGAGGCCCCCCAUGCCAGAGUACGAUCCACCCACGCAAAUCAAAUACAAUUUUUUAACCCGCUUUGUGUGGAAAACUUGUCCCGCAGCAGGCAGGGGCCAGCUCCUGCCUGCGGGGUGCGCAGGGGAGAGCUCGGGGCGCAGGCGAUGCCCAGGCAGACACGGCUCAGUAGAAACCAUUGAAGUUUUAUUUGCAGUCACAAUGCUUACACUGUAUGCAGCAAACACCCUUACAAGUCAACCAGCAAUCUGCUCACGCGAAAAAGGACCCAACACACAAUCGCCAGAGGAAAGAAAACAAAAAAAAAAGGGGGGGGGGGAAUAAAAUAAAAUAAA
Messenger RNA from Harpia harpyja (harpy eagle), 1173 nucleotides. It is a transcript of the gene PBDC1, whose product is annotated as polysaccharide biosynthesis domain containing 1. Bases 36 to 551 code for a protein of 171 amino acids. The record is from RefSeq and is a predicted model, not a curated record. The transcript has 6 exons. Lineage: Eukaryota; Metazoa; Chordata; Aves; Accipitriformes; Accipitridae. Gene Ontology annotation, cellular component: cytoplasm.